AUGACGGAAGAUAUUUUACAUCGAAUACGCACCUUAAAUAAUAAUGCUCAAUUGAAUUAUACAGAGGAAAUGUAUAAUGAGGCAUUGAUAUUGACUGAGGAUAUGUGUUUAGGAAUGGCGAGUAAAGCUUUGGCUCAGUUAGGUAUGCCAUCACCCAAUCGUUCAAGAAAUGAUAUUUUUAAUCAAGAUUUGCUUCGAGAACAGAAUUACGAUCCAAAUGUGCUGACAAAUUAUGUUCAAGAAAAUAUUCCUAAAUUAAAUCAACAGCAAAAAUUAGCUUAUGAAAAAAUUAUGCAAGAAAUUGAUAAUGGUAAUGGUGGAAUGUACUUUUUGGAUGCACCUGGUGGUACUGGCAAAACUUUUUUGAUAACUUUAAUUUUAGCAACUGUACGAGCACGUGGUAGAAUUGCUUUGGCACUUGCAUCUUCUGGAAUUGCAGCCACUUUAUUGGAUGGUGGUAGGACAGCACAUUCAGCGCUAAAAUUGCCUUUGAAUAUGACGAUAAAUGAAGCACCAUCAUGCAAUUUAUCAAAAACCUCUGGCAUGGCUAGAGUUUUGAAACAAUUUGAUAUUUUGUUGUGGGAUGAAUGCACAAUGGCACACAAGAAAUCAAUUGAAGCUUUGGAUCGAACAAUGAGAGAUUUCCGUGGAAAUCAAAAUAUAUUUGGUGGUGCUUUAAUAUUGUUAGCAGGAGACUUUAGACAAACACUACCUGUUAUCUCAAAAUCAACACCAGCUGAUGAAAUAAAUGCGUGUUUGAAGCUAUCAAAUCUAUGGAGAUACGUUAAAACGUUAAGACUCACCACCAAUGUUCGUGUGCAAUUGCAAAAUGAUCAAUCAGCUGUAACAUUUUCAAAGCAAUUGCUUUUAAUGGGUGAUGGUAAAAUGCCAAUUGAUAAUGAUGGUUUCAUUACAAUUCCGAGAGAUUUUUGCAUAUUCACACAAUCAAAAGAAGAACUAAUUGAAAAAGUCUUCCCAAAUAUACAAGAGCAAUACAAAAAUCAUGCUUGGUUGAGUGAAAGAGCUAUAUUGGCAGGAAAAAAUAAGGAUGUCAAUGUUUUGAAUUUCAUCAUUCAAUCUCAAAUAGAUGGUGAAUUGAUCACAUAUAAAUCUGUUGAUACUGUGAAGAAUCAAGAAGACGUAGUACAUUACCCAACUGAAUUUUUGAAUUCUCUUGAUUUGCCUGGAAUGCCACCGCAUAAUUUACAAUUGAAAAUCGGAUCUACAAUCAUUAUGCUUCGCGUGCAUCCGGGCCCCCCGACCUUGUCCCCGCGGUUUAUGGCUACGGCUAGCGUGCCUUCGUUCAUCAGCAACGGCAACGGUCGGACCGACGUUCGAGUCUCCGACCGAUCCAUUGUCACCAAAUUCAUACAAAAUCAGAAACCCUAA
This is a messenger RNA of Colletes gigas, 1389 nucleotides long. RefSeq lists its product as uncharacterized. The transcript is spliced from 2 exons. Bases 1 to 1389 code for a protein of 462 amino acids. NCBI's taxonomy places the organism in Eukaryota, Metazoa, Arthropoda, Insecta, Hymenoptera, Colletidae. The record is from RefSeq and is a predicted model, not a curated record. Gene Ontology annotation, biological process: DNA repair; telomere maintenance. Gene Ontology annotation, molecular function: DNA helicase activity.